AUGACGUCUGUCUGUAGGAGCUGCAAAGACUUCCAGGACGCUUCGUCGCAUACCAAGGAUUCACUCCCGCACGACCCGCCGUUCACACGAACUGCGCACCGCCUUUUCGUGCAGCCAAUGAUUGUUCUGGCGCCACAGGUUGAGGCGCAUGGUUCGUCCUCGCAGCUUGGUUCUGAUUCAGUGUUCAGCUACGGCUUCACCGAACUCACCACGCCAGCGCUCAUUCAUCCACGACGACUGUCACUAGUGGCCACGAUGCUUUCUCCGAACGACGUCUCGCCAAAAGGCAAAGCUCCAAGCAUAUGGUCUUUCGACUCGGGGUAUGGGUCAAACACUUUAGAGGACGACGAACAGGUCCAUCUGCUUUCGGAGCCCGGCUCACCCCCUCGACAAUCAGUCGGGCUUGGCCUCAGCAGCCUAGGAUUCCGUAGCAACUUCUGGAAUGUACAUAUCGAAGAUAAAUUGCGAUUAAGGCGAUCUGAAUCACCAAUCGUUCCGGUUACCACCAGGGUCAACGUCUUUACUAGUAAAGACCUGUCGACAAACACACUGCCCGUACCAGCACUUGCGGAUUAUGUAAACACAUGCAUCACAUGCCAGCUAUGGAACAUCACGAACCCAGGAGAAGGCCUCAAGUGUGAUGACUGCAAGAGCAAGGACUUUGUAAGGCCAGAGGAACUAAAGCUUUUCCCGACUCAGCCAAAAGGCAAACAAGCUGUGCCACGACUGGAGAUCCCACAAGAAUCACAUACUCGGCAUGGAUCUAAAAGUGGAAGUAAAGCUCGGUGUUCAGCCUGUGAGAUUGCGUACGCAAUCGAUCCACAAACAUCUGCCGCAUGUCCUUCGUGUGCUCAAGACCCGGAUUUUCUCUCUCCUGUAUCGCCCAUCCAGGAGCCUACAAUUAGACGUUCUUGCGCCCGAAGACACACUAAGCUUCCACCUCAUGCUUUACAUCAGCUACGUGCUUGGCUCAAAGCAAAUCGAGACCAUCCUUAUCCUAAUUCUGAUACGAAGCGCUCGCUUGCCGAAGCAUGUGGCAUCACUGAAAAACAAGUCACAACAUGGUUCACGAACACUAGGGCACGCAACCUGCCUCUGCUGAAUGACGUGUCUCAGGGAAGUUCGGGGGAUGAAGGCGCAUACGAGUCAGACUUCUCCAACAUCACAAACACACCAAGCUGCACGACGAGCCCUGUGAUCCGCUAUGACACACCAUCAAGCGAUCCAUACUACACACCUGUUUCCGGGAUAUCUGCUUCUAAUCAGCCUCAGCUAGCAUUGCAGACUUCGAGACGCGGCAAGAAGAAGGAUUAUCGACGCAUGAACACCGUUUCACCAAUCGACGAAUCCAAUAUGACAAAGACACCGGCUACUCCAUCAUCCAACACUGGUACACAGGAACAGCAAACAUGGCAGUGCACCUUUUGCUUCCUACGUCUAGCGCCCAAGUCAUGGCGUCGCCACGAAGAGACCCAACACCGACCGAAACAUCAAUGGACAUGUCUCGCUACAGGUCCACGCCUCACUAUUUCUACACGUUCCGGCAGAACCUCUAUCUGUGCAUUCUGUCAAAUGAACAAUCCCAGCGAAGAUCAUUUCCUUAACUCGCAUCGCAUCUUAGAAUGCUCUAAGAAAAGCGAAGCUGACAGGACGUUCGGGCGCCCUGACCAUCUCCGCCAACACGCAAAGAAUUUUCACAAAACAUCGCUGCCAGAUGAGGUUAGGGACAAAUGGCGGAGCUUGAGGAGCGCACAAGAAGCGGACAAGGAGUGGUUGUGCGGAUUUUGCGGAGACGAGCUUGCUACUUGGGAUCUGAGAGAGGCACAUAUUUCAAAUCAUUUCAAAGAUGGGAAGACGAUGGCCGAAUGGAAAGGCAAAGUGGAGAGUGACACUGCUUCUAUGGAUCAGGACAGGAAGCGAACGUUGCGACAAGACCAUGCUUCGAAGCUUUUGAGGUUACAAGAAUCGCUCGUGGGCCAGCCAGAUGGUCAAAACGAGUACCAUGGCCAACCAAUGGAUCGACUACCUGCAAAUUCCGAUGGGUUGCCAUCUUCGAUCAGCUAUUCAAAUAUCGCAGCAAAUACCACACUCUUGGAGCACAACGACACCAUGGGUUUCCCCAGCAACAUGUUGGACACCUCACUGACGACCUUUGACUUUCCCAAUACUUCUGCCAUGGAUGAUUUCGACGCUCUAUAUCCGAUGCAUGAUAAUGAAUAUGGAUACGGCAUUUACAUGGGCGAACAGGAAUUUUCCACAGAAUACGCCUCAGAUAUGGAUAUUUAUGGCAAUCGUUUGGACGUUCAGAACGGAUGGCAAUAG
Parastagonospora nodorum SN15 is the source of this 2322-nucleotide messenger RNA. RefSeq lists its product as hypothetical. Lineage: Eukaryota; Fungi; Ascomycota; Dothideomycetes; Pleosporales; Phaeosphaeriaceae. Gene Ontology annotation, biological process: regulation of transcription by RNA polymerase II. Bases 1 to 2322 code for a protein of 773 amino acids. The transcript is spliced from 4 exons. Gene Ontology annotation, molecular function: DNA-binding transcription factor activity, RNA polymerase II-specific; RNA polymerase II cis-regulatory region sequence-specific DNA binding. The record is from RefSeq and is a predicted model, not a curated record.